Molecule: messenger RNA, 636 nt
Organism: Dovyalis caffra
Lineage: Eukaryota; Viridiplantae; Streptophyta; Magnoliopsida; Malpighiales; Salicaceae
Source: the annotation of a GenBank genome assembly
AUGUCAAAAUCAAAUCUCCUGAUGAUAACAACUCUUGGGUUGAUUUUGACAAUUGCAGAAUCGAUGAGGUUUGAUCUGCAAUCAGGACACACAAAAUGCAUAUCAGAGGAUAUAAUGAACAAUGCAAUGACUGUGGGAAAGUACAAUGUUGUCAAUCCUAAUGAGGGUUAUCCUAUCCCUGACGCCCACAAGCUCACUGUCAGAGUGACAUCGCCAUAUGGUAACAAUUACCAUCAUGGGGAUCAGGUGGAUUCAGGUAAUUUUGCAUUUACUGCAUCUGAGGCUGGUGAUUACACUGCUUGCUUUUCGGCCGCUGAUCACAACCCAGAAACCACAUUGGCUAUUGAAUUUGAUUGGAAAACUGGUGUUGCUGCUAAGGAUUGGUCUAAGAUUGCUAAGAAGGAGCGAGUUGAUGUUAUGGAACUUGAGUUGAAGAAAUUACUGGAUACAGUCAAAUCCAUUCAUGAAGAGAUGAAUUAUCUUCGUGGGAGGGAGGAAGAAAUGCAACAUCUUAAUCGAUCAACAAACUCCAAAAUGACCGGCCUUAGCUUCCUUUCAAUUCUGGUUUGCUUAUCCGUGGCUGGUUUACAACUCUGGCAUCUGAAGACAUAUUUUGAAAGGAAGAAGCUCCUGUAG